This is a messenger RNA of Hyaloscypha bicolor E, 540 nucleotides long. RefSeq lists its product as uncharacterized. Lineage: Eukaryota; Fungi; Ascomycota; Leotiomycetes; Helotiales; Hyaloscyphaceae. The transcript has 3 exons. The record is from RefSeq and is a predicted model, not a curated record. Bases 1 to 540 code for a protein of 179 amino acids.
AUGCCGUCCGCGAAAGGAAAACCGACGGAUCCUAAGCUGAAGGAGAAGGUUACUGAGGAGGUAAAACAACAACCCAACAAAGACGGCAGCGGAAAAGGCCAAAUGGCAGCAUGGAAGGCCGCCAAAAUCGGCAAGGAAUACGAAGCCCGCGGCGGCGACUACGAAAACGAGCCCGGCUCCAAGAACAAACCGGAGAAAGGCCCACCGCAGAAGAAAUCCGAGGCUACCAAGAAAGCCGAGACGUCUGCCUCCAAAUCCGCCUCCAACAACAACAAAUCGAAAUCAAAACCCGAAGCUGACGAUGGGGAUGAUGAGGAGAAGGGAGACGAAAAGCCCAGAGCAAACGAAGGACGGAAAGCACGGGGUCGACCUAAGGGGGAGGGUGGUGCGGGAGCCAAGGCAAAGGAGAGCAGGGAGCCGAGGCUGGGAGAGAGGAGUAGUGCGCGGCAGAAGGGGGAUAAGGCUGAGGAGCCAGCUGCUGGGGGGAAGAAAAGGAAGAGUGCUGGUGGGGAGGAAUCAGCUGCAAAGAAGAAGAAGUGA